AUGAAAAGCCUGAUCCAGCUAACAUUUCUGCAAAUAGAAGGACUUGAAGCAAAAGCGAUGGAUGAAGAGCAGACUUACGGAAAUAACAAGAGAAAUCGGGACGGAUGUAACGUAGUCGAUAAGGAUUUCGGUUGUGACUGCACCAUCACAUGGUUCGAAACCAUCCUAAUGCUUGCCAAGCCCUUCAUCCGGCCUUUGAUAAAGACGAAGUUGUCGAAACGUGAUGCCAUCAAUAAAGUUCCAAAACCGAAACCUCGUUGGCAGAACAAGAAAAGACAACUGAAACAAGACAACACCAGUCGAAACACCUCAAGACCGUGUUUCGUCGAAAAUCACAGCAAGAAUCCACCAGUUCAAACCACACUUAAAUUUGCCGCGGGUGGUCCAGCUGGCGCGACGCCAACUGCAUGGCGUACGCGUCGCAGAAGUGAACAGAAGUGUACGCUGUGCGGAAUGGGCGGUAUGGCCACUCCUCUGGUUCGAUCAGUUGCAAGAUCUGCACUCACUCGUGGAUCAGCGAUCCGCACUAUUUCUACGUCUAACUGUCUUUCCCGCAAAGUUGAUGAUGUUAUGGAAAAGUGGCCAGCUGAGAAGUUCGACAAGCACUUUAUUGACUACCUGAACAGACCAGAAAUUGACGGUUGGGAAGUGAGAAAAGCGCUCACCGAACUUCACGACUACGACGUUAUUCCUGAUCCUAAGAUCGUCGAGGCAGGUCUGCGAGCCUGCCGUCGUGUCAACGACUUCAGUCUUUGCGUUAGAUUCUUGGAAGCCAUCAAGAUCAAAUGUGGAUCGAAGAAAAAUAGAGAGGUUAUCUACUCCUACAUAAUCAAGGAGGUGAAGCCUGUUCUUGAUGAGCUGGGUAUUUCUACACCCGAGGAACUCGGUUACGAUAAACCGGAACUUUUCAUCCCUCAACCAGACUAUUGGUGGGAAAAGAAGUGGUAUGCUGAGUACGGAUACGAUAAGAAACCUGCUUUUCAAUACUGA
Necator americanus (New World hookworm) is the source of this 990-nucleotide messenger RNA. RefSeq lists its product as uncharacterized. Gene Ontology annotation, biological process: mitochondrial electron transport, cytochrome c to oxygen. Gene Ontology annotation, cellular component: mitochondrial inner membrane. The coding region runs from base 1 to 990 and encodes 329 amino acids. The transcript is spliced from 9 exons. The record is from RefSeq and is a predicted model, not a curated record. Lineage: Eukaryota; Metazoa; Nematoda; Chromadorea; Rhabditida; Ancylostomatidae.